Malania oleifera is the source of this 1482-nucleotide messenger RNA. RefSeq lists its product as uncharacterized. Gene Ontology annotation, cellular component: cytoplasm. Gene Ontology annotation, molecular function: mRNA binding. The coding region runs from base 260 to 1249 and encodes 329 amino acids. The transcript is spliced from 7 exons. NCBI's taxonomy places the organism in Eukaryota, Viridiplantae, Streptophyta, Magnoliopsida, Santalales, Ximeniaceae. The record is from RefSeq and is a predicted model, not a curated record.
AUCAUUCAUAAUUUCGCGAGGGCGACUGAGGCACGUGCGAAAAUGUCUAGGUCAUAUUAAGCCGAUCCUUUCCCUCCUCGCUCCCCCUCGCUGCAUCCUGCAUCGCUUUUGAUUAAUGCGUGACGCUUUGACUAGUAUAAGCCCCUCACGUCGCCUCUCCCCGUUGGCGCAUCGCCGUCCGAUCUCUCUCUCUCUCUCUCUCUCUCAUCAGCAUCUUGGUAGCUGAAAUUCGCCGGGAGAGGAGGGGGAAAAUCCAGAAAUGGGGGAAGGAAGGGAAGGUGAUUGGGAGUGCGGAGGUUGCAGGAACAGAAACUACGCCUUCAGAUCCUUUUGCAACAGAUGUAAACAGCCCCGUCUUCUCGUCGACACCAAAACCCCCGCCGAUUCCAAGUGGCUCCCCCGUAUCGGCGAUUGGAUCUGCACCGGUUGCACUAACAACAAUUAUGCAUCAAGAGAAAAGUGCAAAAAGUGCGGGCAACCAAAGGAAGUCGCAGCAAUGCCAGCAAUUGCAAUGCCUGGAGCUUCCCUCCCGACUUAUGCACAUUAUUUUGCCAGGGCACAAGGAGGACCAGAGCAAAAGAUGAAUAUCAAUCUGUUAGGCAGUGGUGCUCUCCAACAGCCACUUCCUUUGAGCCCUAGCUGGUCUCUUGGAGGGGCUGAUAAGUUUGCGAUUCAGUCAGCCUCUGCUUGGCCUUUGGUUGGAAACCAAACUUCUGGACUUCCAUUUGCAAACCAGUCAACUCAACUUGUUCCAAAAGGAUGGCGCAGUGGUGACUGGAUAUGCAACUGUGGCUUUCACAACUACUCUUCUCGUACACAGUGUAAGAAGUGCAAUGCUUCUAUGCUACCAGCACUUGGAACAAAGCGAUUAGCAUCUGAAGACUUAGUUCACGACUGGGAUAACAAGAGGCUGAAUGCUGGACAAACAAAUGGGCAUCAUCCAUCAUAUCUGGGACUUGAGCAGAUGGCAGGGUCUGUUUCUGAUCAAAAAACUGGAAUAUAUGAUCCCUUUCCUGCUGGAAGCUCAGCAGGGGCAUCAAGUUUGCAAGUGAAUAUGCAGUUGCCUGUGCAGGUUCCGCAGUUGGCACCGGCACCUACACUUCUUGGGAAAGGAGCUAAGCAAUGGCGUGAUGGGGAUUGGAUGUGCUCAAAUUGCAACAACCAUAAUUUUGCGUCUCGAUCACAGUGCAAUAGGUGUAAGACUCAGAGAGCCCCAAUAGCUCAGCUUCAGCCAGUUGGCGUAGCAUAGCAGGAAAUUAAUUGGUGGGUGUGUUGUAGCUUUACUGGCACUUCGGUUGAAGUUUUUAAUUUCUGUAAUAUGCUCGUGGGAGGAGGAUGAUAUCUGUUGAAUGAUUAUGAUAAAUUAGGGUUUUUUCCUUCAAUCUGAGACAAUGUAUAUUUAAUAACUUCAUCGCAUAAGGUGGGAGUGAGUUUUAUUUACUUAAUUUCAUGCUCAAGCUGGUUUUAGGACAGUUUAUCAAA